CAUCCCCCGUUGCCAUGGAAACGCGCGGCUGCAGGCAGGGCGCGUGCCCGCGGCCGUGCGCGCCCCCGCCGCCGCUGCUGCACGGCCGGAGCGGAGCCGCGCGCUGCCCGCAGCCCCCCCGCACGGAGCCCCCGCGGUCCCGGUCCCCCCGGCCCAGUGCAUGAGGCGGGGGUCUGCCCCACAGCCGCCCAGCGCCCGCACUGACGCCCGCAGCCAUGUCGGGCUCCUACGACGAGUCGGCAGCGGCCGCGGAGGAAACGACCGACAGCUUCUGGGAGGUGGGGAACUACAAGCGCACGGUGAAGCGGAUUGACGACGGGCACCGGCUCUGCAAUGACCUGAUGAACUGCGUGCAUGAGCGGGCCAAGAUCGAGAAGUCCUACGCGCAGCAGCUCACCGACUGGUCGAAGCGGUGGAGGCAGCUCAUCGAGAAAGGUCCCCAGUACGGCAGCCUGGAGAGGGCCUGGGGGGCCAUCAUGACCGAGGCGGACAAGGUGAGCGAGCUGCACCAGGAGGUGAAGAACAGCCUGCUCAAUGACGACUUCGAGAAGGUCAAGAACUGGCAGAAGGACGCCUACCACAAGCAGAUCAUGGGAGGCUUCAAGGAGGCCAAGGAGGCUGAGGAUGGGUUCAGGAAAGCCCAGAAGCCCUGGGCCAAGAAGCUCAAGGAGCUGGAGACAGCCAAGAAAGCCUACCACCUGGCCUGCAAGGAGGAGAAGCUGGCCGUCACCCGGGAAGCCAACAGCAAGGCAGAGCAGAACAACACCCCCGAGCAGCAGAAGAAACUGCAGGACAAGGUGGAAAAGUGCAAGCAAGAUGUGCAAAAGACCCAGGAGAAGUACGAGAAGGUGCUGGACGAGCUGAACAAGUGCACCCCGCAGUACAUCGAGAGCAUGGAGCAGGUCUUCGAGCAGUGCCAGCAGUUUGAGGAGAAGAGGCUCAACUUCCUCAAGGAAGUGCUCCUGGACAUCAAGAGGCACCUGAACCUGGCCGAGAGCAGCAGCUAUGCCAACGUGUACCGGGAGCUGGAGCAGACCAUCCGCCUCUCGGACGCGCAGGAGGAUCUCCGGUGGUUCCGCAGCACCAGCGGCCCCGGGAUGCCCAUGAACUGGCCCCAGUUUGAGGAGUGGAACCCGGACCUGACACACACGAUAACGCGGAAGGAGAAGCAGAAGAAGGGCGAGGGGGUGACCCUGACCAACGCCAGCAGCGCGGGCGAGACGGGGGCAUCGGCGGGCGAGCGUGGGAGCGUGAGCAGCCACGACCGCGGGCAGACCUACAGCGCCGAGUGGUCUGACGACGAGGGCAGCAACUCCUUCAACGCCAGCGAGGCCAACGGCGGCACCAACCCCUUCGACGAGGAGCCGGCGGGGAAGGGCGUGCGGGUGCGGGCUCUGUACGACUACGAUGGGCAGGAGCAGGAUGAACUCAGCUUCAAAGCAGGCGAUGAACUGACCAAACUCGGGGAAGAAGACGAGCAGGGUUGGUGCAAAGGGCGCUUGGACAACGGGCAGCUGGGUCUCUACCCCGCCAACUAUGUGGAGGCAAUCUAAGUCUUGUGGUGUGCUCCUCAUCGCCGUCAGCAGAUAAAUCCACCCUCCGUUGUCUCCAUCUCUCCACCAGCCAACCAGCCAUUUGCCGUCUGGUCCUUCACUCCUCACAGUUAGAGAUUCAGACAUAUUUUCCGACCAAGCUUUUAUUUUUUUAAGAGUUGUCUCCGAAGAGUAUUUUGCAUAGUCGCUUUCUUCUUCUUCUAAGAUUAUGUGAAGCGAAAGAUGACGCUGUCUGUUUGUCUACGUUAGUUGAUGUUUUUCCGAGCGAAAAGCCGAUACCUCAAGAUCUUAAAGCCCAACCAGUGAGAGCUUCUGAUCGGUUGGUUUUUAAAGAUACUGAAAUCAUGAGCCACCUUCUGAUUGGCUAGAACUGUUCCGAAACGCACAGCGCUGGAGCUCCUGGGACCCAUCAAAUUCACCCCAAAACACUGAGAGGGAUCCAAGCACCUUUGCGCCCGGCCUGGGACGGGGGGACCAGCUCGGGUGCUGCUGGGGACGGUCCCAUCCGCCUCCUUCCUGCAGAGCGGGGACGAGCAUCGUCCAGCCCUGCGCGGCACGGGCGGGAGCAGAGCUGGAGGAGGAGGAGGAGGAGGAUGAAGGCUCGGCACGGGCAGCAGACUCCGGCCCGGGCAGCUCUUCCCGGCACAUCUCCUCAUCUUCCUCCAACCGUCACCCCGGCAGCACCAAUGGCAUCGCCUUCCCGCCUGCUCCCCCGCUCCUCUCCUGCCCCCUCCGUGGGUCUGGGAAUUUCUUGGCCCCAGGAACCCAGCGUUCCGGUGGAGGCAGGAGAUGCGCCACGCGCUGGGCAUGGCCCCACGUCCCCUGCCAGGCGCGCAGACGGGAGAAAACCACAAAACAGUCAGAAAAAACCCAACCAACCACCUGUCUCAGCAAUGCACCCCGGUUUUUUGUACAUUGAUUGUGUAAUUUAAGAAGUAUAUAUAUGAUAUAUAUAUAUCGUGAUUGUAUUAACGUGGAUACAACAAAAAGCAGCAAGCGAAAAUAA
Columba livia (rock pigeon) is the source of this 2559-nucleotide messenger RNA. RefSeq names its product protein kinase C and casein kinase substrate in neurons 1 (gene PACSIN1). The record is from RefSeq and is a predicted model, not a curated record. Gene Ontology annotation, molecular function: phospholipid binding; protein binding. The transcript has 10 exons. The coding region runs from base 216 to 1553 and encodes 445 amino acids. Gene Ontology annotation, biological process: neuron development; actin filament organization; cytoskeleton organization. NCBI's taxonomy places the organism in Eukaryota, Metazoa, Chordata, Aves, Columbiformes, Columbidae. Gene Ontology annotation, cellular component: cytoplasm; endosome; plasma membrane.